Molecule: messenger RNA, 3519 nt
Organism: Toxotes jaculatrix (banded archerfish)
Lineage: Eukaryota; Metazoa; Chordata; Actinopteri; Toxotidae
Product: NLR family CARD domain-containing protein 3-like
Exons: 6
Coding region: 80-2680 (866 amino acids)
Biological process (GO): regulation of apoptotic process
Source: RefSeq, a predicted model, not a curated record
UCUGUGAUUGAAAUUGGCAUCAUCAGAAUUUCAUAACUGGACUUUUCUGACUUGUGCUGGAGAUUAUUUUUGAUUCGUUAUGGUGGAAAAGGAUGGUUGCAAUUCUUGUCUGACAGCCAUCAGGGUUCUGCGAGUGUCCCUCGUGGAUGAGCUUGAAGGACGGAUUGACUCCCUGACAGAGAUUUUAGUAAGUCGGGAAGUGUUCACUCGUGAUGACCGUGAGGAUGUGUUGUGUCAGUUGGGGCCCCGAGCAAGAGUAAGAAAGGUGUUGGAUAUCCUGCAGUGUAAAGGGGAGGAAGCAGCCAAGAUUUUUCUCUCCAUCAGCAGCCAUCAUCAGCAAGAGACACAGGCACAAUCCAAAGAGGUCAACACAGAACAGCCUCAGUCCUCAGACUAUAAAAAAGUCAGACAAAAGCAUAAAGACGUCCUCAGGCGCAGAAGUGAGACCAUGCUUUUCUACAACACUCGACACGGAGAGAAAAUCCUCUUUUCUGAACAUUAUGUCAAUCUCCUGUUAGUCGACGGACACCAGGGCUUGGAGAUAAAAAGACACGAGGUCCUGACAUUUGGACAAAAGCGACUGUCUUUGCAGCAGAAGUCGACCAUACAUAGGAAAACUACACCAUCCGAACUCUUUUCAAGCACAAAUGGAAAACAUCCAGUUAAGAAAGUUCUGGUCACUGGGGUGGCUGGUAUUGGAAAAACCAUCAUGGUGCAGAAGAUGCUGUUUGAUUUUGGUGGAAACAAGGACCAUCUUGCAUUUGACUUUAUCAUCCACAUGACCUUCAGAGACCUGAAUCUUAUCAACAAACCCACAAACUUCCGGGAGUUGGUCUUGCGAAAGAACAAGCACCUUGCUAAGGAACUGGAUAACAUUUUAGCGAAUGACAGCAAACUGCUGAUCAUCUUGGACGGUUUUGAUGAGUUCAUACACUACAGGAGCUGUGAUGUAGACAUUUUUGUGACCGAACCAGAUGAAGAUGCAGAGGUGGUGGAGAUCUUAGGAAGUCUGAUGCAGGGUGAACUGCUGCCCAACGCUUCUGUCAUGCUCACAAGUCGACCGACAGCUAUCAACCACAUCCCUGUGGGCUGCAUCGACCGCUUCGUGCUCAUCGCUGGGUUCUCCUUGACUGAAGUUCAGGACUUCUUCUUGCGUUAUUUCCAAGACAGUGUCCUUGCUGACCAGAUGUUUGCCAUUGUAUCAGCAAAUGAACUGAUGCUAACACUGUGCUACAUACCUGCAUUUUGCUACAUUGUGUGCUGUAUCCUCAAAGAGAGCAAAGAUCUCCGUGGUGAAAGCCCCAAGACCAUGACAGACAUUUAUGUGCAGUACUUGGUGGCUUUGAUUCGCUCUCACACUCAGUCAAGAGUCGAAACAUUUCUUCAAGAGCAAAGAGCAGGGGGCGUACAGCCGCUGUCUGACAUAGUGCUGAAGCUGGGUCGACUUGCCUUCAGGAAGUUGAUGGAGCAUCAAACAUUAUUCUACAGCAGCGACAAAGAUGUUGCAGCAUUAGAGGGCUGCAGCCUUGUUAGUACCUUCCUUGACAAGACAGUAGCACAAGAGCCGGGCUGCACGGAAGAGGUUUACUCCUUUGCGCACCUUACUGUUCAAGAGUUCCUUGCUGCAGUUUAUUGUGCAGUGACCGAUCACCCUUUACCUGAUUCACUGCAGCAAGCUGCAAGUCCUGGAGAGGGGACAAACAGUGGACAUUUGGACCUUUUCAACCGCUUCCUGUCCGGAGUCCUCUCUGAACGCAAUGCUAGUCUUUUGUCAAGGCAGCUGGGGCUGUGUUACCACAAAGAAAAAGUGGACACUCACUGUCAAAGACUCAUCAGAGAAGUUACAAUGCUCUGUGACAACGGGGCUCAUAUCCUGAAUCAUUUGCACUGCCUGUUUGAGCAACAGGACCCCUCAUUAGCCCUUGCUGUGCAACCAAAGAUGCUCAGAGUUAAUGUUAGUGAUGAAACACUAUCCCAAAUGGAUUACAAUGCUAUCAAGUACUUCCUAAACUUCACAAAGGGCAAAAUAUCAGAGCUGGAUCUGACAGGGACUGGAGUAAGCUGUGAGGCACUAAGAGAUAUUCAACACCUGCUGCUUAGAUGUGAGAGUCUUUGGCUUGGAGAAAACAACCUCAAUAUGGACACAGUUCAGGUCAUUGCUGAUGUGCUGCAAGAGUCAGAUAGUAUAACUCACCUAGGAAUUGGAUGGUCAAACCUUGGUGAUGAUGAACUGCUGGCUCUUUCUAAUGCCAUACGGAUUAAAAAAAAGCUUCAAGAAUUGUGGAUGGAGGGAAACCGAGUGAGCUCCAGAGGUCUGCUCUCACUCUGUGACUUGACCCCAGAUCCUCUGAAAAAAGUUGUCGCCAUUUGGAAUGACUUGACUGACACAGAACCAGAGUCUUGGUGCUCCAAAGAAAGCAUUACUGUGAACUUCACAGAUGAUGAAAUGUGGGAGGCGUGGGGGCAAUGGGUCUUCAAGCGGUGUGAGGUCAGCAGCAACGAGAAGCUAGUGAUGGUACUCCAUAAAGUGUGCAACGUAUCAGCCCACUGCUUAGAAGCCCAGUGGGCGAAGACCUUCUACAAGCAACUAUCACAGCUCAUCAAGCACAGGAUUGAGUCCUGCACUGAAGAGGAUGUAUGCAAGAAGCUCCAAAAGUUUGAGAGUAUUUUGAAUCUCUGACAUGCAGAAGUCUACACUCACCUAAAGUUGUAAGCUUAUAAACAGAGUUUAAGUGCACAGUUAAUUUGCAUCCAGACAAGAUUUGUUUUUCUUUUCAAGGGAAGGGGGUGUGCAUCAGUCAUGAAGAGGAUUUGUUCUGCAUUAGCCAGCUCUAACAGUUGCUGAACAAAAGCACGACUACACAAGACAGUAUAUCAGCUGUAAGUCUGGAAAAGGGGGUCGUAAAAAGCUAUUACUGGCCCGUACGGGGAUCGAACCCGCGACCUUGGCGUUAUUAGCACCACGCUCUAACCAACUGAGCUAACCGGCCAUGUGAUUUUUUUCACUACUAACACUAAAAAUAGUGUAAUCUCUUUCAGAGCACUUUUCAAAUUGUUUUCUUUCAGUUCCUACCCCCAUCGUAAAAAAGAUGCACAGUUAAAAAAGAUUAAAUACACCUCAGAAUACGUUCGCCAAACGUUACUGGAAAAGGGCCAAUGAAUCUACUAAGUCGAGCUUAGCCCGGAUGAGGUGUUCUUUCUCUUCCAACUAAAAGCACAAAUCAUGUCACAUGCAAGUUAAACGUAGUUUAACAUAAAAAAGUUCUUUUUUUUUAUGUUAAACUACAGAAACGGUGAAUUAAAUACUACACUAGCUACAUCGGCUAUUUUAUUUAUUGAGUUUUCUUUUGGUAUUGAUGUGUUUUCUUUUUGUUUUUGUUUAGAAUGCUAGUGAAUCUAUUUUCUGUGAAGAGCUUUGUAUUCUGUUGUUUUAUUUGUAACCAACCAGUUUUAUUAAAUGUUAUUGUUGUAUUGUUAUGGAUAUUGGAACUUGAGAACAAUUGUGAAUAAACAGCUGAA